GUUACAUGUGUUACAUGAGUCACAGUCAGCUGUAUUCAGUUUAGCUGUAAAGUCUAGUUAUUUUAAAUUGUUGAAUCUAAUAGUUGAACCGUUGAUUAUUAUUUUUCUUUGUUCCAGUAAUAUAUUGAUUGUCACCAAAAUAGAUAAUUAAUUCAAAGGAAAAGGAUGUUUUAAAAUAAAAGGUCACACAGCGUAUAAAUAUAAUAGGAAAAUUAUAAUGAUAAGUAACAUUUUACCUUAAAUUACCUUAUUCUUAUUUUAUUUAAAAGUUUCCUCUUAAUUUAACUUUUUCGUGGAACAUUUCACUCUCAAACAAUCAAAUCGUAUAAGACUGUCCAACAGAUCACUACAACAAAUACACCACCACCACCAUCUUAAUCUUCAAAUAACGUGAAGUUUUGUUACGCACCAUCACCAUUGAAAAGUAUUUACCAGUAAACAAUUUGUUUGUAAAAAUGGAAGUAAUUACCAACAAAAUUGAAUCAAUCUUCUCUGGUGGAUACCAUGAACCUAGAGUUGCCGAUUUUUUCCUAGUGAACAACCCUAAAUGGCAUAUAGGAACCUUCAUCGGCCUCUAUUUAUUAAUCUCCUGGAAAUUGGGUUCCUCAAUGUCUUCAUCCAAAUCAGCUUUUGAUCUUCGACCCUGGAUGCUUGUUCUCAAUGGACUUAACUUUGGUGUCUAUGGUAUUGCAAUUCCCAUCAUUGGCUGGUUAACCAACUUUGGUGUUAAAUGUUGGGACUGUGAGGAGCCCAAGGAUAGUCCUUUCAUCGAGGAAACUCUGUUGCGACUCAGUUAUACUUAUCUAUGGUUAAAGGUGGCUGAAAUGAUGACAACUGCAGUAAUGAUUCUUCGAGGCAAACCUGGCCAGAAACCAAUUUACCACGCUCUUCGUAAUAGUUGCCUCAUCUUGGUUGUUUACUUUGGCCUCAGAAUGUACGCUAGAGGUGCUUUCCUAUUUUUACCCUUUACCGAUGCCAUUUUGUCAGUUCUUCGAUCAGCUUAUUAUGUACUUGCCUCUCCUGGAGCCGCUUUCCGUCAACAUCUUUGGUUCAAAAAUUAUAUCCAUUACAUUGCUCUCAUCUUUGCUAUUCUCAAUGGAGCUCAUAUGGCAUCACAAUUGGUUAAUUCAUGUGCUGGUCCUCCUGGCAUGCAAAUGCUCAUCUUCUUACACAGUUGUGGCGAAGCUUAUGUAGCACUUAAAGAGCUUUCAAAGGGCUCCAAAUUGGUCGACGAUGAACCAAGUAAAAAACCCUUGUAAAUCCUUCAUUGAAUCUAGUUUUUAUAUUUUCCUUGUUAUUAUUCAUUCAUCUCAUUUAGACCUCAUUUUAUCUUAAAAUUAUUUACGUUAUGGCCUCUUUGGCCCAUUUCUGAAAUGUACAUUAAUUGAUAAUUUACCAAGUCUCAGAGAAUCAGAAUGGAGAUUGUGAUUCCUUGACUUAUUUUCAUUUACAUCUAAAAAUUUCACCCUUUAUAACCAAUUUUCUUUAAUGUGUAAAUUUAUUUUUGUCAUUAAUUUCAUCCAUCAUUUUAUUGUUAAUAAAUCAUCAACUUAAAGCUCUUCUUACAAAGUA
Molecule: messenger RNA, 1572 nt
Organism: Tetranychus urticae (two-spotted spider mite)
Lineage: Eukaryota; Metazoa; Arthropoda; Arachnida; Trombidiformes; Tetranychidae
Product: very long chain fatty acid elongase 1
Cellular component (GO): membrane
Molecular function (GO): fatty acid elongase activity
Source: RefSeq, a predicted model, not a curated record